AUGUCGUUUCGCAAAAGGAAUAUCGGUCUGUCUACGGGUGCGGAUCGCGCAUCUGUUCCUCACCCUGCACAGCCGCAAUCUCCUGCACUCGCGCCAGAAUCGACGCCCGGAAUUCGCCCAUCCCCCGAUGAUGGACGCCCAACUACGUCGACCGGCACGCCGUCGCUCGACAAUCUUCUCGCGGGACAUGGAGGACUUCCCAUCGGGAAAAUGCUGUUGAUCGAGGAGAAUGGUACGACGGAUUUUGCCGGCGCAUUGCUACGCUAUUAUGCCGCAGAAGGCGUGGUACAGGAUCAGAAGAUUCACGUCAUCGGCAUGCCUGAGCAAUGGGGUCGCAGCCUGCCAGGAUUAAUAGGUCCCGCCGAUGCUACGGACGACAAAGCCGACAAGCGGAAAGGGGAGCGCAUGAAGAUCGCUUGGCGAUAUGAGCGUCUCGGCGAGUUUGGCGCUGGGGUCGCAGGAUCCAGAGAUACAGUGCCCGCUGCAAACACAGGAGACCAAAGCACGAGUGCGGGGGACGGAGGUCAAGCGAAACAGCCCUCAUUUUGCCAUGCGUUUGACCUCACCAAGCGUCUCACCCAUCCGUCCAUAACAAACAUCACCUACAUCCCUCUCACGCCCUCGAACGAGCCCUUACUCGUCUCCAUCCACAAGCGCCUCCAGAAUGCUAUCGCGCAGAGCCCCGCCAACACCGUCCACCGUAUCGUGAUACCAUCACUUCUCAAUCCCACAUUAUACCCACCGGAGGUGGUCCAACCAGAGAACCUCCUCCCAUUCCUCCAUUCCCUCAAGGCUCUUCUCAGCACGACCGGCGCACGCAUUACCGCCAUGAUCACAAUACCGCUCUCGCUAUUCCCCCGCACGUCGGGGCUGGUCCGGUGGAUGGAGCUUCUCAGCGACGGCGUGAUCGAAUUGUGUCCCUUUCCGCAUUCCGCCGACGCGCUCGCAACAUCCGGCGCCGCAACGGCCCAUGAGGAGCCCCCACAAGGCAUGCUAAAGACACACCGACUGCCCGUCUUGCACGAGCGGGGCGGCGGCAGCGACCAAAAUGUCGGCCAAGACUGGGCGUUCACGCUGAGUCGACGGAAAUUCGAAAUCAAACCGUUCAGUCUGCCGCCGGCGGAAGGUGACAAGGAGGCGCAGGACGGCGGGCAGUCGGGCGGAAUGCCGAAAAAGGCCGAUCUUGAGUUCUAA
Messenger RNA from Aspergillus terreus NIH2624, 1194 nucleotides. Its product is annotated as elongator complex protein 4. The record is from RefSeq and is a predicted model, not a curated record. NCBI's taxonomy places the organism in Eukaryota, Fungi, Ascomycota, Eurotiomycetes, Eurotiales, Aspergillaceae. Gene Ontology annotation, biological process: tRNA wobble uridine modification. The transcript is spliced from 2 exons. Bases 1 to 1194 code for a protein of 397 amino acids. Gene Ontology annotation, cellular component: elongator holoenzyme complex; cytoplasm; transcription elongation factor complex.